UUUAAACGCAAGGAAAAUGCCAUCUCUUAUUUCUCUUUCCUCUUUUUCUGUUUAAUUAUUUACUCUACUAAAUAUUCCUCUCUAUAUUUCGGGCGAUCUUUUUUCCGGUCAUUUACACGUUUUCCGAUCAUUUCUCUCUAUUUACAGUUUUCAGUCCUGUCUAUUUCCAGCUCUCUUUUUUUUUUUUUUUUGUUUUUUAUAUGGAAUUAAUGGUUUCAGAUUGGGAGAAAUGCAGUUGAACUAAAACGGUGUUUUUGGUAUGAGCGGUUAGUUAUUUUUGCGCUUUUUUUUUUUGUCAUUUAAUUGCUGCUAAUUUAAGCUGAAACCAUAUCUUAUUUUCACUAUUUCUGAGAGGAAUUUCGUAUAAGGUUGUUUUCUGAAUAGUUUAGUUCUUAAAAGAGUGUUUUUGGCGUGCAGUUAGUUAUUUUUUGGGCUUUUUUUUAAAAAAGAAAAAUUAUUUUCUGCUAGUUUAAGCAAAAACAUAGCUUAAUAUUCAUUGUUUCAGAGAGGAUUUUCGUAUAAGGUUGUUUUGUGAAUAGUUUAGUUCUUAAAAGAGUGUUUUUGGCGUCCAGUUUGUUAAGUUUUCGGCUGUUUUUGUAAUUUAUUUGCUGCUAUUAAAGCUAAAAUAUAGCUUAAUUUUCAUCAUUUCAGAGAGGAAUUUUGUCUUAGGUUGUUUAUCAGAUUAAUUUUGUCAAUGGAUGCUCACAAUUAUCAUGGUCCAGUUAGUGGAAAAAAGAGUAAUGAGUGGGAUUCGAUUAAUUGGACAUGGGAUGGUGAUUUAUUUACAGCGGAGCGGCGGAAUAAUAAUUCACUGCCAUCAGAUUGUUGUAAGAGCAAACAGUUAAUGUUUCCUAUAGGAUCAGAGAUUCAUCCAGAAGCUAGUAGAAUCUCCAAUUGUUUUUCAUCUGGUUCAGAUGAAUUACUGACAUUAGGAAGUAAUGAUAAAGGGAGGAAAGAAUUGGAGAAAAGGAGGCGGGCGAUCGUCAUUGAAGAUGAUGAACUGGAUAAUGAGGAAGAAGCUGGAUCACUUAAUUUGAAGCUAGGUGGACAAUUGUAUCCUGUGAUGGAAGGGGAUGAGGAAAAAUUGGAAGGGAAGAGUGGUAAGAAGACGAAAAUUGUUGGGGUUUCGUCGAAUCGUGCAGUUUGUUGUCAAGUGCAGGAUUGUCGAGCUGAUUUGAGCAAUGCUAAAGACUACCAUCGGCGACAUAAAGUGUGUGAUGUGCAUUCUAAAGCUGCUAAAGCUUUGGUGGGCAAUGUUAUGCAGCGAUUUUGUCAGCAGUGCAGUAGGUUUCAUGUUCUACAAGAGUUUGAUGAGGGGAAGCGGAGCUGUCGUAGGCGGUUAGCUGGUCAUAACAGGCGAAGAAGAAAAACACAUCCAGAAAAUGUAGCUAAUGGAGCCUCCAUGAAUGAUGAGGGGGGUAUUAACUACUUAUUAAUUAGUCUGCUGAGGAUACUGACCAACGUACAGUCCAAUAGCUCAGAUCAAACUAAAGACCAGGAUCUACUGUCCCAUCUGAUGAGAAACCUAGCUAGUUUGGCUGGUGCAACUAAUGAGAGGAAUACAUCGGGCUUGUUGUCUGCACCUCCAGAGCAGCGUAAUGUAGGGACAUCUAUGGGGGCUCCAAAAGAGGAUUCUCUUAGGCCUACUGGGAAUUGUUUGAUACCUGCAUCUGAAGUGACAGAGAAGAGAAUGGGCAGGAGUGAUGUUGAAUAUGGGAUUUCACAAAAUCCUUGUGCCUGGCAGCCUCAUUCUCUUUGUUGCAGAAAAGAGAGCUCACCUAUCAAUGCAAAUGCCUCAGCUAAGGUGAAGCUGAAUAAUAUCGAUUUGAAUAACAUCUAUGAUGAUUCUCAAGAUGGCAAUCAAAAGCUGCAGAAUUCUGAUGCCUCUGCAAACCCAGGGGCUGCAUCUUCUGGCUGUCCUCUAUGGAUAUGUCAUGACCCUCAUAAGUCAAGCCCAGGGACAAGUGGGAACUCGGGAUCUACCUCAUCCCUUUCGCUAUCUAAUUCCAGUGGAGAGGCUCAGAGUCGAACAGAUCGUAUAGUCUUUAAACUCUUUGGGAAAGAUCCUGGUGAUUUUCCUACAGCCUUGCGGAAACAGAUUCUUGAUUGGUUAUCACACAGUCCUACAGAUAUUGAAAGCUACAUUAAGCCUGGUUGUAUUAUACUAACAAUAUAUCUUCGGAUGGAUAAAUCCAUAUGGGAGGAGCUUUAUUGUGAUCUUAAUUCUAGUUUGAGGAAGCUUCUUAAUGCAUCCGCGGAUUCCUUUUGGCAAACUGGAUGGGUUUAUGCUAGGGUGAAUGAUCGAGUGGCAUUUUUGUUUAAUGGGCAGGUUGUUCUGGACACUUCCUUACCAGUCAAAAGCCAUAGGAGCUGUGGGAUAUCAAUUGUCAAACCUAUUGCAGUUUGUGCCUCCGAAAGAGUUCAGUUUCUGGUGAAAGGCGUUAACCUAUCCCGGCCCACUACAAGGUUACUAUGUGCCCUGGAAGGGAAUUACCUGGUCCAGGGUAACUGUACUGAUAUGAUGGUGGGAGCUGAUUCUUGUAUGGACCAUGAAGACAUCCAGUCCCUUAGCUUUCCUUGUAUUCUGCCAAAUGUUACUGGCAGAGGGUUCAUUGAGGUUGAAGACCAUGGCCUUAGUAGCAACUUUUUCCCAUUUAUAGUUGCAGAGAAAGAUGUUUGCUCUGAGAUUCGUACAUUGGAGAGCAAUAUUGAGGUUGCUGAAAUGGCUGGUGGUUUUCUCCAAGGAACUGAAAACUUGCAAGCCAGGGAGCAAGCUCUUGAAUUUUUACAUGAAAUGGGUUGGCUGCUUCAUAGAAGUCAUUUGAAAUUUAGAGUGGGUUCUGGUGUCAACUUGAAUCUCUUCCCUUUUCAGCGAUUCAAGUGGCUUAUAGAAUUCUCCAUUGACCAAGACUGGUGUGCUGUCGUAAAGAAACUGUUGGAUGUUUUCUUCAAUGGCAUUGUAGAUGUAGGACAACAGUCAUCACUUGACAUUCCCUUGCGGGAGGUUGGCAUCCUUCAUCAAGCCGUGAGGAGAAAGUGCAGAUCCAUGGUAGAAGUCCUAUUGAAAUACCGUCCGCAUGGAGCUUUUGACAAAUCAGGACUACAAAAGAAACAAGAUGAUCGUGACUAUUUAUUUAGACCUGAUGCAGUGGGUCCUGGGGGUUUGACUCCACUUCAUCUUGUUGCUAGUCUUGCUGGCUUUGAGAAUAUUUUGGAUGCAUUAAUUGAUGAUCCAGGACAGGUGGGAAUUGAAGCCUGGAAAAGUGCCUGUGACAGUACCGGACUGACACCUAAUGAUUAUGCAUGCUUGCGAGGCCAUUACUCGUAUAUUCAUAUUGUCCAAAAGAAAAUCAGUCAGAAACCAGGUGAUGGGCAUGUUGUUCUCGAUAUCCCUGGUUCGUUGUUGGAUAGCAGUAUCACGCAGAAACUAUCCGAUGGUCAUAGGUCUGUUAAAGUUGCUAGCUUACAAACUGAGAAGUCUUUAAGGAAACCAAUUCAAACACAUUGCAGACAGUGCGACCAGAAACUCUAUUAUGGAAACUCGGGAUCAUCACUUGCAAUAUACAAACCGGCAAUGCUUUCAAUGGUUGCAAUUGCUACCAUCUGCGUUUGUGUAGCUUUGCUAUUCAAAAGCUCACCGGAGGUUCUUUAUUCGUUUAGACCCUUCAGGUGGGAGCUGCUGAAGUAUGGCUCCAUCUAAAGUAGGUAUAACCUAAUAUCAAGGUUAUAGAAGAUAGUAUAGGAUAUCAUGACUUGUUUUUCUUCUUCUGAAUUUAUUGACCGCAAUAUAACUGGAGAGUUCCAACUCUAUGUAUAUUUUAUUUUUUACUAAUUCUUCAUUAAAUAUAUGAGAAGCUCUAAUUACAAUAGGGAAGUUAUAUUCUUUUCAUA
Messenger RNA from Nicotiana attenuata, 3891 nucleotides. RefSeq names its product squamosa promoter-binding-like protein 12. The transcript is spliced from 11 exons. Gene Ontology annotation, molecular function: DNA binding. Bases 695 to 3700 code for a protein of 1001 amino acids. Gene Ontology annotation, cellular component: nucleus. The record is from RefSeq and is a predicted model, not a curated record. Lineage: Eukaryota; Viridiplantae; Streptophyta; Magnoliopsida; Solanales; Solanaceae.